Loa loa (African eye worm) is the source of this 2379-nucleotide messenger RNA. Its product is annotated as variant SH3 domain-containing protein. Lineage: Eukaryota; Metazoa; Nematoda; Chromadorea; Rhabditida; Onchocercidae. Bases 1 to 2379 code for a protein of 792 amino acids. The record is from RefSeq and is a predicted model, not a curated record. Gene Ontology annotation, molecular function: protein binding. The transcript is spliced from 17 exons.
AUGGCUAGGUAUAGGAAAGGCAAAGAUGCAAAAUAUGCGGAGACAAUUAGCGAUGACGAAGAUCAGAAAGCCAUCAGAUAUUAUGCCAGAGAAAAUUACUGGCAGAGGGAAGCCGAUAUUCCAGUUCACCAAUCAAUAUUCAAUAUAUCUGAACAACCGUUUUCAGCAAUCAAUGCAACCUUGUUACCUGAUUCGUUUGCGGAAGCGUCGGAAAUCUUUGACGAAUUUGGAUUCCGUAUCGAUUGCAGAAUUAAUAGCAACAAUUUGCUACCGGUUGAAACGUCUCAGAAUCGAAUGCGCUGGAUAGCACUGCUUGAAUUUGGACACGAUGAUGUGAAAGAAGAGUUGGUAUGGUCGAAGGUGGAUGUGGAGAAAUUGGAUUAUGAGAAGUUGAUGAAUCUUAUCCAUGAAGUUGGAAUCGCCCAUUCGCUUCGGCCUUUUCUUUGGCCGAGGUUUUGCGGUGCCACAAAAAAGAAAGCGGCAAGUGCUUUCAGCUAUGUCGAGGUAAUCAAGCAGUGCGACAAGGAUAAGUCAUCAAUAAACACGCAGAUUGAAAAGGAUUUACCAAGGAGUUUACCUAACAAUAUAUGUUUUUGGCAUCCCAAUAGUAAAGCUUCGUUAUUGCUGUUUUGUCCAGAAGAAACAGUAUUCUGGAUUAUAGCUUCAUUAAUUGAAGAUAUAUUCCCGCCCAAUUACUACAGUCGAUCAUUUCUUGGUUUGCAGGCAGAUGAACGAGUUUCGCAGCAGCUAAUUGGUAUUCAUCUACCUGAACUGGAUCGUAUUUUAAAAGACAAUGAUGUUGAGUUGUCAUUAAUUACUGUUAAUUGGUUUCUAACAGCUUUCGCCUCAGUUCUUUCCAUGCGCGUCUUGCUGCGUGUUUGGGAUUGUUUGUUCGUUUUUGGUGGAGUGACGAUGUUCAGGGUGUUAAUCUCACUUCUGAAAAUGAAGGAGAAUGAUUUGAUGGAAAUGAAAUACAACGAAAACGCUGCAGUAGAAUUAUUCAAUACAAUAAUGCAGAUUCCAACUUGUUUAAGUAAUCCAGGGUAUUUAAUGGAACUGUGUACAUCUUUUGAAUUUUCCAUAACUACGGAAUUUAUCGAAAGAACUCGAAAACAUCAGCAAGCAAUCCUAUUAGCUAGCCAAGGACUUAUCAUAAACACAAAUAAUGUCACAAAUUUACCUAAACAGCAUGUUCGAAAGCGUAAGCUAGCGGGAUCAAAAAAUUUUGUGCAACAAAUAUUUGCUUCAUCCAAGGAACAGGAUAUGGAAAGUGACCCGAAGACAAAAAAUGUUCGGCUUACUGAACUUAUCGUCGAUUUACGAGAUGCCGUUUUGCAUAUUUGUCGAUAUUUCAUUGAAUGCGAUGAGUCGUUUAAAAGAGUAGUUAAUUUACAGGCGGACUAUUCAGCAGAGGAUCAGCGAAAUGAAAAGGAGGAAUUCUUAAAAAAGCGGCAUAACGAAUAUCGUCGUGCGAGAGCAUUAUUAGAUUUUAGGCGGCAAGAUGAGGAUGAAUUAGGAUUCAGGAAGAAUGACAUAAUAACAGUUAUUUGUGAAAAAGAUGAACAUUGCUGGAUCGGUGAAGUAAAUGGACUAAGGGGAUGGUUUCCUGCAAAAUUUGUUGAGAUAGUUGAUGAUCGUGGGCGUAACUACACGAUAUACGGUGAUGAAGCGGUUUUUCCAGAGAUAACGGACAAAAUCCGCAGACGUCUGGCUUCAGCGUUGAAGCUGAUUUUAGAGCAUGGACUGCGAACAUUGGGUGUACUUAAUUUCGCUUCACAUCCAUGGCUUUUCAUCGGUAUUUUUUCGUUAUGUGAAGGAAAAAAGAGAUUUCACGAAGUUUUGUGCAAAAAACAUUAUAAUGCCGUAUAUUCUCGUCUAACACUUUGUUCAACAUUCAGUUUGGACCAAGAUGGAGAGGUAUUAACGCCAGAAGAGCUGUUAUUCCGGGCCGUUAAGUUGAUCAACGAAUCGCAUAAUGCAGUUGGUGCCCAAAUGGAUGUAAAAUUUCGCUCUCUAAUUGCUCGAGCAGUUUGCGAACAGUGUCUUCAUUUGUGGUUUGAUUUGUUGUGCAGCUGUCCGGAACAAGAGCAGAUCAGAAUUAAAUUUUACCAUUCGUGGUCAUUCAUACGAUCACCCAUAUGGAAGCAGAUAAAAUGUGAACUACGACUUCUGGCACAAUUCUCCUUUAAUCUAAGUGUUGAUUAUGAAAUCGCGGAAAUCGUCAGAAGGAGAAAGAAUUUGAAUUUAAAUGAGACACUGAAAAAAAAGGCCUCUUUGAACAUAUUACCAACAACGAUUCGAAGUUCGUUUGAUCAGCCAUUAAAAGAAGGUGUGCGAGAUAUGCUGAUUAAGCAUCAUCUCUUUAGCUGGGAUUUAUAG